This is a messenger RNA of Oncorhynchus gorbuscha (pink salmon), 4282 nucleotides long. Its product is annotated as G patch domain-containing protein 4-like. NCBI's taxonomy places the organism in Eukaryota, Metazoa, Chordata, Actinopteri, Salmoniformes, Salmonidae. The transcript is spliced from 3 exons. The coding region runs from base 1226 to 1738 and encodes 170 amino acids. The record is from RefSeq and is a predicted model, not a curated record.
AGAAGUUUAGUAUUUUCCGGUGUCGUGUCAGCGUGCUGAAUUUAUCUCAUGGUUUCAAUAGAACUGUGAAAACGUUUUUGUGUAUCUCUUUUGAACAACGAUGUGAGUCUAGAUAACCAGACGAGGUGAAAGUAAUUAGUUCCAUUACUCCGGUCGUUGUUUAUGAUUUCAUUUCCAGCCCUUAUUAGCACAGUAACGUUAAUGACUUGCAUUCAAGUGUAAAUGUUCUCUUAAAACUUCCUAGCUAACGUUACUAUUGUUAGAUUAGCUAAACCCAAACUGAACUUUGUCUGAGCAGUAUUUUUGUUUUUUUUUGUUAUUGCAGACUUCCAAACGGGAAUUUGUGUAUUAUAUUUGAGGAAAUAGUGUAUUCUUUGUGCAUUACUGUUCAACUAUCUAAUUAAUACAUAAUUGUAUGUUCAUUUCUUCGGAAGUAAAUGGCAGAGACUGUUAGGGGAAGGAGCCGUGGACUGAAGUUUGCAGAGCAACAACUACUGUUUCAGUAUGACAUGUUGGAUAAAGGAAUAAAGACAGACACCAAUGUCAGGUUCAAUAGCCUUGUUUGUGCAUUGUACAAAUCCCUACACAUGGAGUCCGGGGAACAGUCCGGCUAGUCGAAUACCUAUCAACUAGACUCGGUAACAACUACUGCGUCGUGGCUGGGUACAAGGUAAAGGUCUUUGUCGGCAGAAGAAUGGUAUGUGAGGCUAGCAUAGUGAAUGUGGCAAGGGAGGGGUGGGACAUCUUCUAAUUUGGAGAAAUAAGUCCUCAGAAGGGGUGAGUGAAAUGAAAGAGUAUUUUACCACUAACACACACACACACACACACUUACAUUGGGCCUAGGCUACAUCUCCACCUUUCUGUUGUAGAAUGGUGUGCAGGUGAAGAAGUUGGUUGAGGAGGAAGAGGAAGGAAUGAUUUCCAACCAGCAGCCAACGAAAGCCAUGCUGGGAAGAUAAACUUUAUGGAUGCUUUGUGAAGGUACAGAUAAACAAAUCUAACUGGAACACACUUCCAUAUCUGUGCCAAUGAGCCCUCUUGAUAGUACAGCUCUGACGAUGAAGACCAGAGACUGGAACUCUCCAGCACCACCAAGUAAGAACCGCACUGCCCAAAACCAUCCACCACCAUACAGGGAUUAAUAUAAAUUUGAAGGUUAUUUGUUUUCAUAUCAAUGUGAAGAUUAACGACAGUGGUUUUAUGUACUCACAGGGUUAAAUAAUAAAUGUUAUUUCCCUUUGACGCUGACCUGGUGAAGGCUUGUGGAGGACGCACCGCUCACAAAGGAGCCAGAUACGGCCUUACCAUGAGUGCCAAGCUAGCCAGACUGGAGCAGCAGGAGCAAGAGUUCAUGGCAAAGUAUGGCAAGAAAAACCAACUAGCGGCUGCAACACCAGAUAGCGUCACCACCGUUACCCAGCCAGCUGCCCAGAUCCCCGAGGAUGAACUGAAGGAUGAGACCCGGGGGGGGAGAGGAAGAGUCACUGAGGACACCCGUGAGAAUGUGGCUGAAGAGAAUGCUGAUUCUGCUGUCGUCUACAGAAGUACCAACAUGGAAAUAAAGGGAAGUUCAAAGGAGAACACUGGAGAGGUGGCAGUGGUUCCUGUAGAGGAAGGACUAUUAUCUUCUGUGGAAGAUAAUACAACAGACAACGCUCAGCCAACCAAGAGGAAACGUUCAAAACAGAGGAAGGUGUUGGAAGAGGGCGAGAGCUGUCAUCUAAAUGGAGAGGUGUGAAACUGCUGUCAUCUCUAUAGGGAGUUAAGCCGGAGGUGGCUGUGAAGAGGCUUCAGAGGGAGAAGGUGCCACUCGGCAACAGACUGACUCAGACACUACUACCAAGAAGAAGUCCUCCAAGAACAGAGGUGGCUAUGGUGGCUGGGGAGAUGGAACACUCUGAUAGAGAAACCAACCAAUCGGAACCUGGUGGACUCUCCUCCAAAAGAGAAAAAGAAACGGGAUGGAGCAAUAGAGGAAGUGAGAACUGUGUAGGAGGAACCUAAAAUAAAAGGUCAAAAGAAAAAAUGCAAGGAGGACAAGCAGACAGUAGAGGACAGGUUGCAUGAUGUAUCGGACUCCAUACCUCUAAAAAAAUAGAAGAAAGCUAAACAACAGCAACCAGAUUGAUGAGGACUAGUUGGAGAGGAAACGGGUCAGGGAUUUGGGUCAGCGCUCUAAUAAGUCUCAGACACAUGAAACCAUCUAAUGAAGUGAAGUAUAUUUCUAAUUAACGCUCAAUGGCCAUUAUUGCAACACCAUGCAAAAAGGAUGUUUUGUUUCUUGUCAACAUAUUUAUUUGUAUGGAAAAAUUCAGCUACAGACUAUAAGAAAAUAUAUAUUUCAGCGUCAACUGGUGUUUUUAUACUUGUCUGGUGGUCUUGUAUUAAAUAUUCUCAACACGGCUGUUUUAAACAAUGUGAUAUCAACAUCAGAUAUGAGGUUGCUACAUUUGAGCACAGUAAUGCAUUUUCUUUGCUCAAAUAACUUUCCUUACUACUCUGAGGUACAUUUACAUGAAGUGACAAUUAAAGCUGCUGAUUUAGAAGUAUUGCAUCGCUUAUAAAACAGCAAUUAUUAAAAAAUAAAUAAACGGAACCUAUGAAAGCCCUACACAAGUGUUCUAUUUAAGAAUUGUUAUACACUGCUAUACAAUAUUUUUUUUGACUGAACGUGGCUCAAUUUAUCCUGACCAUAUUAAUGCUUUACUCUCACAGAUCCAUCGGUUUCUCUGGCCACAUGAUGCAGCAUUCCAAUUAGCCAAAGGUGCAUUGUUUGGGUUAGUUAAAGCACAAUCGCGACCCCAUACAGGUUGAAUCUUCCAAAACCUGUGAAAGGAAAUCCUACAAUGAAUGAAAAAACAAUGAUUUAAGGCUGGAUUCAAUCUGUAUCGUGGAAGAGCCACGUUAAGAUUCAAAGGUAAUGGUUUCCAAUUGGGCCGGCAUGCAGCGUUGACCAUGAAUGCAGUCUGCAAACGUGGGAACAUUGAUUUAAAAUUUUGUGAAUCUUCUGCGGUGCCAAUUGAAUCCAGCCCUUAGUGAAGAAUUGUUUUAGGCAACAUGCUUCUUUGGAAUGUCCUUACCCAUCAGUCAGAUUCUGAUUACGUCCAUCAACCCAAAGCCAUUGACCGUCUUCUGCUAUGUCAGUCAGGCCGAUCCAGUACCCAUGAUCUUCAUCAUAGUAGGCUUGAGUGUUGUUGAGAAUGAAUUCCUGAAUGAGAAAUGAAGGAAACCACAAGUAGAUAUAAAUAAAUACAGGAUACAUUUAACAGUAAUCCACAGUUUUGUGAGGCAGUGUGACUUGUCUAAAUGUAUCUUAUCUGGUGCAAAUGAAAGAUAAUACAGUAUGAAAGUAUUUCCUGUUGUCAGUCCCCUACUUUUUUGAAUGGGCUUCAAGUUUACAUAAUUAAAUACACUGAUUGCACAUUAGGAACACGUGCUCUUUCCAUGACAGACUGACCAGGUGAAAAGCUAUGAUCCUUUAUUGAUGUCACCUGUUAAAUACACUUUAAUCAUUGUAGAUGAAGGUGAGUAGACAGGUUAAAGAAGGAUUUUAGGCCUAGAGACAUGGACCGUGUGUGCCAUUCAGAGGGUGAAUGGGCAAGAUUUUCUGAAGUGCCUUUGCAUGGGGUAUGGGGGUAUGGUGGUAGGUGCCAGGUGUACCAGUUUGAGUGUGUCAAGGACGGCAAGGCUGCUGUUUUUUCCCCCUGUGUUUAUCAAGAAUAGUCCACCACCCCAAGGACAUCCAGCCAACUUGACACAACUGUGGAAAGCAUUGUCCACAUGGGGCCAGAAUUCCUGUUGAACGCUUUCGAACACCUUGUAGAGUCCACGCCCUGACAAAUUGAGGCGCAACUUAAUGUUUGGAAGGUGUUCCUAAUGUUUUGUACACUCAGUGUAUUAUAUAUAUAUAUAUAUACACACACACACACACAAUUCUAUUAAGUUGUUGAUUAGCUCAUAGCCGAUUCCUUUUAUCAAAAUAUUUGAUGCUCAAGAAGUACGACACAUUGCCAAAAGUUAGAAAAGUCUUAUUUGAAGCCCAUUCUUAGCCUACAAAACGAGACAACAGGAAGUACCACUUUCAUACCGUAUAACAAGGAGCACAGUUGUAGCAGUGUUAAUGAACAUCAUGUUAUGAGGAUGUUUCCAUGAACAUUCAGUAGCUAUAUAUCACAUUUUAAUAUGGUUCCUAUUCCUACUUUUUGUACAUUUGUAUUGCUUGAGCAACCCUUUAAAGGCUGUGUGAAUCUCCCUUAUUAAAGCAUUUACCUGUAGUAGUGUC